GGACAAUUCGUCGAAACCGAGGCCGAAACACAUGAGGGAAAGAUCACCCACCUUCACUUCUACUUCCACGUACAAUAUCGUUAGUGGCGAAAACCCAACCGCUGUAACAGUUUCUGGGCCAAAAAAAUGCAUUUGGGGCCACUGCAAUGGCGGAUAACCCCUUGACUGAAGGUCUGGAACCCGGUUCAAAAGUUGUGGGUAGAGCCCGGGGAAUGUAUGCGUUGGCUUCCCAACGCGAUUCCGGUUUGCUUAUGGUGAUGAAUUUUGCAUUUCUAGAGGGUGGGUUCAAUGGAAGUACGCUUAGUAUUCUUGGAAGAAACCGAGUGCUCGAUCCGGUGAGGGAAAUGCCGAUUGUUGGAGGCAGUGGGCUGUCCAGGUUUGCCCGUGGAUAUGCAUUGUCUAGGACGAUUUGAUACAAUCUGAAAACUGGAGAUGCAGUUGUUGAACACAAUGUUGUUUUUGGUAACUG
Molecule: messenger RNA, 469 nt
Organism: Rhododendron vialii
Lineage: Eukaryota; Viridiplantae; Streptophyta; Magnoliopsida; Ericales; Ericaceae
Product: dirigent protein 19-like
Exons: 1
Coding region: 147-413 (88 amino acids)
Source: RefSeq, a predicted model, not a curated record